Molecule: messenger RNA, 1401 nt
Organism: Macadamia integrifolia
Lineage: Eukaryota; Viridiplantae; Streptophyta; Magnoliopsida; Proteales; Proteaceae
Exons: 1
Coding region: 231-1382 (383 amino acids)
Source: RefSeq, a predicted model, not a curated record
AGUUUGCCUUUCCGUCUCGGCGACUGUCAAAUUUAUUCUUCUAUGUCCCCACUUCCCCACCAACCAACAUCAACGUCCUCUUUACAGACUUCCUCUGUCUUCUUCAUCAUUCACGUUGUUCCUGUGAUACUCUUCAUUCAUUCCCUUCCAAGCUCCAACACUCUUUCGCUUUUGCACCUCCACUGAUGAUCUGGUCUGAUGGGUUUUCCAGAGCAUAAGCUUCUAUAGUAAUGGCGGCUAUACGGUCCUUAUUCGGUAGUUGUUUCAUCUCUCUGGUUAUCCUCCUCUUACAUCUGGGUUGUUUCAUAUUCCCAAGCACCGAUCGUAAUUCAAAGAAGAAGCGAAAGGUAUCUCCUCUCCCCACUUGCUCUACUCCAUCUUCUCUUAAAUCUCCCCACAAAGCUCUCUCUUCUUCUUGGUCCUUCGUAAAGCGCACCUUCUACUUCACGAACCACAAGAACGAUUACGAGAUACAAGUCACACACCCCACGACCUCAGCCGCUUCAUCCGCUAGAUCAUCGCAGCAAUUGACGCUCGAUACGACCACAUCUGAUGAUUCAGCUCCUCUGCGCAAGAGACCAAACGGGUCCCGAAUCUCCAGACAGGAACACGAAAUCUCGCUCGAUCACCCUUCAUUUCCUCUCCGAAACGAUAUCUUCCCGUGCCCAAUCUGCGGCGAGGUCUUUCAGAAGACGCAGCUCCUAGAACAGCAUCAAUCAAUCAAGCACGCCGUUUCGGAGCUCUUCGAUGGAGAUUCAGGAAAGAACAUUGUCCAGAUUAUUUUCAAUGCGGGAUGGGACAAUAAAGGAAGGCAAAACCCAAUCAUUCACCAAAUCCUCAAAAUUCACAAUAGCCCCAAGAUACUAUCCAGAUUUGAAGAGUACAGAGAGACCGUGAAGUCCAGAGCGGCACGAAGCGGAGUGAGGAGACGAGACGAGCGGUGUAUCGCCGAUGGCAAUGAGCUGCUGAGGUUUCAUUGUUCGACGUUUGCUUGCGGGCUGGGACAAAAAGGGAAUUCCAGCAUAUGUAAUCAGUCCUACUGCAGCGUAUGCGGGAUCAUAAGGUCGGGAUUCUCGGCUAAGAUGGACGGCAUAUCGACGCUUUCGAGCAGCUGGAGAGCACACGUGGCACUACCAGAUGAGAUUGAGGCAGAGUUUGCGUUCAUGAACGUGAAGCGUGCCAUGUUGGUUUGCCGAGUCGUAGCUGGUCGGAUCGGAUGCGAGGGAGAGCAGGAGGUGGUUGGCAAGGAAGAUGCGCAGUAUGACUCGCUCCUAGGAAGGAACGGUGGAGCCCACUCCAGGUUGGAUGCAGAUGAGCUUUUCGUUUUUAAUCCAAGGGCGGUGCUCCCUUGCUUUGUGAUUAUAUAUAGCACCAGUGUGUGAGAAUGUGUGUGUGUGUGUG